Molecule: messenger RNA, 2731 nt
Organism: Nyctereutes procyonoides (raccoon dog)
Lineage: Eukaryota; Metazoa; Chordata; Mammalia; Carnivora; Canidae
Gene: FOXD2
Product: forkhead box D2
Exons: 1
Coding region: 344-1915 (523 amino acids)
Biological process (GO): cell differentiation; regulation of transcription by RNA polymerase II; anatomical structure morphogenesis
Molecular function (GO): RNA polymerase II cis-regulatory region sequence-specific DNA binding; DNA-binding transcription factor activity, RNA polymerase II-specific
Source: RefSeq, a predicted model, not a curated record
CCCGUCCCGGGGGCGCUGGGGGCCGGGAGCGGCCGGGGUCCGGGGGAAGCCUCACGUCCUCCCGCCCGCGCCCCGGCUGCAGGCGCCCGCUCGGGCUCCCGGGGCGGCGGAGGGGCGGCCGCCGGGCUGCUCCCCGAGAGGCGAGAGCGGCGAGCUGGGCCACGAGGGGGCGCUGCGGAGCCGGGGGACACCCCUCCCUGCCCGCCUCAGUCCCCCGCCCCCUCCCCGCCCGCGCGCAAAACACACUCGCCCCAGAGGCAGCGCGGCGGAGCCCGAGCCGCGGCCGGAGCGGAGCCGGAGAGCGGAGCCGGAGAGCGGCGGCGGCGGCGGCGGCGGCGGCACCAUGACCCUGGGCAGCUGCUGCUGCGAGAUCAUGUCCUCCGAGAGCUCCCCGGCCGCGCUGUCCGAGGCGGACGCAGACAUAGACGUGGUGGGCGGCGGCGGCGGCGGCGGCGGCGGCGGCGGGGGGGAGCUCCCUGCCCGCUCCGGGCCCCGCGCCCCCCGGGACGUGCUCCCGCUCGGCCCCGAGCCGCCUCCCGAGGAGGCCGAGGCGGACGCCGCCGAGGACGAGGAGGAGUCCGGCGGCUGCUCGGACGGCGAGCCCCGCGCUCUAGCGCCCCGGGGGGCGGCGGCCGCGGCGGGAAGCCCCGGGCCAGGCGCGGCGGCGGCGGCGGCGGCGGCGGCGGCCCGGGGCGCGGCGGGGCCGGGGCCGGGGCCGGGGCCGGGGCCGCCGUCGGGGGGCGCGGCGGCGCGGAGCCCGCUGGUGAAGCCGCCCUACUCGUACAUCGCGCUCAUCACCAUGGCCAUCCUGCAGAGCCCCAAGAAGCGGCUGACGCUGAGCGAGAUCUGCGAGUUCAUCAGCGGCCGCUUCCCCUACUACCGGGAGAAGUUCCCCGCCUGGCAGAACAGCAUCCGCCACAACCUCUCGCUCAACGACUGCUUCGUCAAGAUCCCCCGCGAGCCGGGCAACCCGGGCAAGGGCAACUACUGGACGCUGGACCCCGAGUCGGCCGACAUGUUCGACAACGGCAGCUUCCUGCGGCGCCGCAAGCGCUUCAAGCGGCAGCCGCUGCCGCCGCCGCACCCGCACCCGCACCCGCACCCGGAGCUGCUGCUGCGCGGCGGGGCCGCGGCGGCGGGGGACGCGGGCGCCUUCCUGCCCGGCUUCGCCGCCUACGGCGCCUACGGCUACGGCUACGGCUUGGCGCUCCCGGCCUACGGCGCGCCGCCGCCCGGCCCGGCCCCGCACCCGCACCCCCACCCGCACCCGCACCCGCACGCCUUCGCGUUCGCCGCCGCCGCCGCCGCCGCCGCGCCCUGCCAGCUGUCCGUGCCCCCGGGCCGCGCCGCCGCCCCUCCGCCCGGACCCCCGACGGCCUCGGUGUUCGCGGGCGCGGCGUCCGGCCCGGCCCCCGCCCCCGCCCCCGCCCCGGGCGCAGCGUCGGGCCCCGGGCCCGCGGGCCUGCCCGCCUUCCUGGGCGCCGAGCUGGGCUGCGCCAAGGCCUUCUACCCCGCGUCGCUGAGCCCCCCCGCGGCCGGCACCGCCGCCGGCCUGCCCGCCGCCCUCCUGCGCCAGGGCCUCAAGACGGACGCGGGCGGCGGGGCGGGCGGCGGGGGCGCGGGGGCCGGCCAGAGGCCCUCCUUCUCCAUAGACCACAUCAUGGGCCACGGCGGCGGCGGCGGCGGCGGCGGCGGCGGCGCGGGCCCCCCGGGCGGGGGCGAGGGCUCCCCGGGGUCGCCUUUCGCGGCGCCGGCGGGCCCCGGGGGGCAGGCGCAGGUCCUGGCCAUGCUGACUGCCCCGGCGCUGGCUCCGGUGGCCGGCCACCUCCGCCUCUCGCACCCCGGGGACGCGCUCCUGUCCUCGGGGCCCCCGUUCGCCAGCAAAGUCGCCGGCCUCAGCGGCUGCCACUUCUGACCGCGUCGAGCCCAGGCCCGGCGAGGCCCGCGCGCCCGCCUCCGCCUCCGCCUCCGCCUCCCCGGGCGCCCCGCGGCCCCAGCGGAGCUCAGGGAGUCUAUUUAUGAGGAGUCUCCAGACCUUGGGCCGGCGCGGUGACUUGGCACUUCGGGCUCCGGAUCUUGCUCGGGCCGCCGCGGGCUCCGCGGCGCAGGGAGAGGCCCGGGCCUACGCGAGGCAGCCGCCGCCGCGCUCCCGCUCCCGCUCCCGCUCCCGCUCCGACCUGAGCAGCACACGGGGCAGGGGAGCCUUCACUCCCGCCCGGCCUCUGCGCCCCCGCCCCUCGGAGGCCGGAGGACGGCCCGCCGGAGAGGUCUGCCCGGCCCGCGGAUUCCGCCAGAAACCCCGACUGCGCCGAGAGCUCUCUCCUCCUGCCUCUCCCUCGCUCCUUCCUCAACCUCCAGGCUCCGCUUGUUCAACACGAUAAUUUAAAGAUGCCUAUUAUCCGCUUUGUGCUUAAAAGAAAAUUCCCAUUUGUUUUUUUCUUGCUGCCCUUCAAGGAAGUUCGUUUCGCUGAAGCCUAAAGCAGUGUCUACACAGGCGAAGUGGAAGGGAGAGGUUAAGUGAGGGGGGUCUCCACAAUCCCUGCGGAAACCCCGGAUCCCACUACACUGAGGAACAUCCUCCCUCUUUUGUAUUGGGGUGCUUUUGAAGGAACUUUCCCCCUUUCCCAUGGCCGGCCGGGUCCAGCCAUCCAGGGCCAGCGGCCCUCUCAGCGCUCUGCUCUGUCCCAGGCCCUGGGAUAUUUAUUGUAGCUAAAAGCAAUGAGGUUGGGGU